Messenger RNA from Hemisphaericaspora subhashii, 642 nucleotides. It is a transcript of the gene TPT1, whose product is annotated as tRNA 2'-phosphotransferase. The transcript has a single exon. Gene Ontology annotation, biological process: tRNA splicing, via endonucleolytic cleavage and ligation. Gene Ontology annotation, molecular function: tRNA 2'-phosphotransferase activity. The record is from RefSeq and is a predicted model, not a curated record. NCBI's taxonomy places the organism in Eukaryota, Fungi, Ascomycota, Pichiomycetes, Serinales, Debaryomycetaceae. Bases 1 to 642 code for a protein of 213 amino acids.
AUGACUUUAGAAAUGUCAGCUCCAAAUCCAGCUAGAAGAGAUGUUAUAAUCUCAAAAGCAUUAUCAUAUCUUCUACGUCAUGGAGCACUUAAAGAAAAAUUAUCAAUUAAUGAAUUAGGAUAUGUUAAAAUUAAUGAUCUUUUAUCUCAUCCCCGAUUAAAAUCAAGCCAAGUUACACGACAAGAUAUUGAAAGAAUUGUCGCUAAUAAUGAUAAGAAAAGAUUUACAAUUAGUAAUGACAAUCAAUUUAUAUGUGCCAAUCAAGGACAUUCAAUUCCACAAAUUAAUAAUGAUAAUUUAAUUCCCUUGAAUUUUGAAGAUUUGAAAAAUUUUGAAAUUUAUCAUGGAACUUUUAAGAAUAAAUUAUCAAUUAUAAAACAAUCUGGAGGAUUAAGUAGAAUGAAUAGAAAUCAUAUUCAUUUUACAUGUAAAGAAUAUAAUACAAUUUCUGGGAUUAAAAAACAUUCCAAUGUAUUGGUUUAUAUUGAUAUUGGGAAAUGUAUGGAACAUGGAAUUAAAUUUUAUAAAUCGUUGAAUAAAGUUAUAUUAACUUGUGGGAAUGAAGAUGGAAUGAUUCCUUGGGAAUUUAUUACUAAAGUUGUUGAAACAAAUGGUCAUGAAAUUAAUAUGGAUGAGAUUUAG